This is a messenger RNA of Cyclopterus lumpus (lumpfish), 4845 nucleotides long. RefSeq names its product AF4/FMR2 family, member 2 (gene aff2). Gene Ontology annotation, molecular function: G-quadruplex RNA binding. Lineage: Eukaryota; Metazoa; Chordata; Actinopteri; Perciformes; Cyclopteridae. The record is from RefSeq and is a predicted model, not a curated record. Gene Ontology annotation, biological process: regulation of RNA splicing. Gene Ontology annotation, cellular component: nuclear speck; nucleus.
AUGUCUGGGUCCAGGUACCACAACGUCUUGGUCCAGAUACCACAACACAACGUCUGGGUCCAGGUACCACAACGUCUGGGUCCAGGUACCACAAUGUCUGGGUCCAGGUACCACAACGUCUUGGUCCAGAUACCACAACACAACGUCUGGGUCCAGGUACCACAACGUCUGGGUCCAGGUACCACAAUGUCUGGGUCCAGGUACCACAACGUCUGGGUCCAGAUACCACAACACAACGUCUGGGUCCAGUCAUCUGGAGUCGGAUCGCAGCGCCCUGAAGAGGAGGGAGUGGGAGAGGAGGAACAGGAGGUGCAACAGGAUGAAGACCUGUUCUCGACCGGAUUCAACCUGUUUGGGGAACCAUACAAGACUAAUAAAGGUGAUGCGUUGGCCAGUCGCGUCCAGAACACGCUUGGUUCCUACGAGGAAAUGAAAGACCUGUUAACCAGCCACUCCAACCAGAGCCACUUGGUGGGAAUCCCCAAAGGCAGCAACAACCUGCAGACCCCGACCACGUCGACGACGGAGAGGCCCGCCUUGGAGACCCAGCUUUUCAACGAAGCCCUGAGAGGAGGGACAGGUGGUGGAGGAGGAGGAGGAGCAGCAGAGGGAGGCGGGGACAAGAGGAUGGGAAACGCGUCUUCCUCCUCUUCGACUGCCAUGCAGCCGCCCGCCGCGGCUGCGUCGUCAGCCAGCGCCACGGCGACCCCGCAUCCGAGUUCCAAAAUGUCCCGAAGCUCCAUGGACUGGUCGAGGGCCGGCCACGGACAGAGCACCCAGGGGGGCGGCCUCGUUCUGGGGUUGGCGCCGGUCACGGCCGCCACGGGUGGGAGAGGGAAACUGUCUCUAAUGGAGGAACAGCAAAUGCAGCGGCACGACGAGCUGUUCAGCUCGCUCAAAGACGAGCUCGGCCUCAAAGGCGACUCGAGCCCUUCGUCCUCCUCUUCGUCCUCCUCUUCCUCGUCCUCUUCUCGGAGAAGGCACGCAUCACACCCCUCCAAAACCCUUCCUCUUCCAGAUGGCGGCAAUUUCCGAUCUUCCACCGUGGACGGCGGCCAUUUCAAGUCUUCCACUAACGCGGAAAAUGGUGGACAUUUUAAAUCCUCCCCGUUUGAAAACGAGACCAGCUCCCACCUCUCUACAUCCUCCUCCCCGCUGGCUUCCACGUCCGUUCUGACAACGCCCACCCCUGGUCUAACCACUCCCACGUCCGGGCUGACCACGCCCACCUUCCCGCCCGGUAGCCUAUCGGGGAAGCCGAUGGCAAUCCAGCAGAAGCCCACCGCAUACGUUCGCCCGAUGGACGGCCAGGACCAGGUGCCGAGUGACUCGCCCCAGAUGAAACCCCCUCUGGUGCCCACGGAGGGGUUCAACAACAGUCAGGCUUACGGAGGAAACGCCGGGAACGCCAAGAACAAGCUGCCGAAACUGAGCCUCGGCCACACGGGGGAGGUCAGCCUACCAAAUGACUCCAGCUGUGUUGAAGAGAUUUUGCGGGAGAUGACCCAUUCCUGGCCGCCUCCCCUCACAGCCAUACACACGCCCGGGAAGGCCGAUCAGACCAAGUUCCCCAUCCCAAACAAGGAGUCACAGCAUGUGACCUCAGGCUACAACACCCAGAAGCGAUGUACCUUAUCAGCUAACAAGCCUGCUGCGAAACCACAGACUGCACCACAGAAGUCGAUGUUGGAGGAUGACCUGAAGAUCAGCAGCGACGAGGAGGAGGCCGAACAGCAGGUGUCUGACAAGCCCAAAGCCAGAGGCCCCGCCCUAAGUGGAGCAUCAGGGAGCAGCAGUGAAUCAGAGAGCAGCUCGGAGUCGGACACGGACGAAUCAGAGAGCAGCUCCAGUGACAGCGAGUAUAACCAGACCUCCCGCACACACACUCCAGAGCCUGAGCCCCCCUCGGCCAACAAGUGGCAGCUGGACAGCUGGUUGAAUAAGGUCCAAGCUCAAACCAAACCCCUGGUUCCCCCUCAGCCAGAACAUGGCACAGGCUCCAUCACCCAGGGUACGGGGACUUUCUCUCCGAGGAGUGAAGCACCAGGAGUGGGAACGGCCGCCAAGACCAAGCCUUGCGUACCCAACAGCACCCCUGGUCCUGCUGCCCAAACGUUGGAGCACAAGGAAACAAGGGGAGCUUUCUGCCCGGGCAGAGAGAAGGCCAAGGCCAAGCUCAGCCAGAAGGCCUCGGGGGAGGGCCAGAGGUCAAAGGUGAGGAUGUCGCCGGGCCUGUUGUCAGGGCCGGAGGUCACGACCCAGAGGAGGAACACCACAGGGAAGAAACAGCCCAGACGAACGGAGAGGUCAAACAGUGCGGAGGAUGCUCAGAGCCAGACGUGGAGCAGAACCAACCAGCAGAGCCCUGUGGCUAGGGAGAAGGACUUGUUGCCUCCCCCCUCCCUGGAGCUUCAGACCCCCCCGAGGCCACGAAGCAAACCCCCCAGUGGGAAAACAGCCCCCAGGAAAGAACCUCGCAGUGCUACCAACUCAAACAACAGCUCAGUAACUCCACCAGCGGCGCUACAGCAAACCCCCGCGCCAAUACCUGCUGUCAGUGUAAACCAGGACAAGAGGAAACACAGAGGUCCGAGCAGCAAAAUCACGCCCAAGUCCCGCGAAUUCAUCGAGACGGACUCCUCAUCCUCGUCCUCCGAAUGCCACUCGGAUUCGGAGGGAGCCCUCAAAAUUCUUGCGCUGCCGCCGCAGGAGAAGCACUCGGCCAUCAACACGCAGACUCUGUCCCACACCAACGCGCCUCCUCUCCCCCCGUGCCCCGGGUCAGCGGGGGGCCUGGGAACGACGUUCGGCGGGAAGGGGCUCCGAGUCAAAGACGGCGGCAGCGUGACCACCAACGGUAGCAGCAGCAUCAACGGUAGCAUCAGCGGGGGUACCAACGCCCUGAGCAUCGGCAACGUAACUGGUUCCUUUGGCACUUCUGUUCCCGACCCCGGAGGGUUAGGGGGUCAGCGCAAAGACCCGGUGUCCAUGUCGCCGCCUCCCAACGUCAGACACGAGGUGGCUCCGUCCCCCUUGAGGGAAUUCCAGGAGAUCCAGAGUUUAUGGGUGAAAGUUGAGCUAAGUUUACUCGGCAGGGUGCCGGGCCAGGGUUUGGGGGAAAGAUCCAGGACGGGACAGGCCGAAAGGGACGGGAGCGAAGGGAGGGACAGGGAGAGGACAGGGGUGGCCGAGAGGGAGAGACAGAAGCAGGCCGAGAGAGAGUGGCCGGCGCUGCGGGAGAGGCAGAGGCCACCCAAAGGGGAGAAACCGGAGGAAGAAAACGAGCGGCUGGCGCAGGACAGAGAGCGGCAGGGCGACAGGGACCGAUUAACGGAGAGAGAGAGGCCGACGGACAGCCAGGACCGAGACAGGUCGGGGCUCGGGGAGAGGGAGCGGACGGCGGGGAAGGACAGGGAGAAGACGUGCCAAGGUCCGGGGGUCCCGGACAACCCCCCUGCGCAAGAGCAGAGUAAUCCCAGGCUGGCAGGGCGGACGGAGAGCAAACACAGGAGGCAGGCCGCUGGAAACGUGGCGGUCCCAGCGGAGAAACACGCCAACAAGAGCAAGAGGAAACACAAGUCGGACCACAGUGAGUCGUCGGCCAGCGGCAAUAAGAAGCUGCGAUUGGACAAAGACUGUCAGCUGCUCCCGCCCUGCAUCUCUCCGAUACACAACCACAAGAACAGCUCUGCAGAUAGUUCACUAAACAGGAAACAGUCUCGACGGCGUGAAGACAAGCUGCUUCCCCCCCUCCUCUCUCCGCUCUCUGACGAUCCGCCUCCCAAACGAACCUGUGACAGCGGUUCCUCUCUCGGCCAGGAGGGCGUCGCCUCCGGGACGCAGCCCUGCUCCAUCUCGACCUCCUCCUCCACCUCCACCUCCACUUCCUCUUCCUCUUCAUCGCACAGACACAGGAGAGGGGAAGGCAAGGCGUCGGCACCUGCGAGGAACGGCAGUGAAGUCGACCCCCACCGCGGGAAGCCCGGCGGAGACGGUUACCAUGCCAACGGGCAGUCGGACUCUGAGGUGUGGUCGGAACCGCUGACGGAACCCGCAGAACCUCGCAGGCCGCGGCUGGCCUUCAGCGACACAGUCCACAGUGCAGACUACUACAUGCAGGAGGCCAAGAGACUGAAGCACAAGGCCGACGCUCUGACGGACAAGUUUGGUAAAGCGGUGAACUACGCAGACGGCGCCCUCUCCUUCAUAGAGUGUGGGAAUGCUAUGGAGCGAGAUCCUCUGGAGGCCAAGUCCCCGUACACCAUGUACUCUGAGACUGUGGAGCUGAUCAGGUACGCCAUGAGGUUGAAGAACUUCACCAGCCAAUCGGCCACCGUCGCCGAGAAGAAACUCGCCGUGCUGUGUAACCGCUGUCUAUCUCUGCUGUAUCUGAGGAUGUUCCAUUUGAAGAAAGAUCACGCUGUCAAGUACUCGCGGUCGCUCAUGGAGUACUUCAAGAAUUCAGCCAAGAGUUCCCACCAAGCACCCUCUCCCUGGAGGAUCAAUGGGAAGGUUAACGGGACCCCGUCCCCACUCUCGCUCAGCCCCUCCCCAGCCGGCAGUGGAGGGGCUGGGGGUGGAGGUGCCCCGGGCUCGUCAGGAAGUGUGGCCAUUCCUCAGCGCAUCCACCACAUGGCCGCCAGUCACGUGAACAUCACCAACAACAUCCUGCGGAGCUACGAACACUGGGAGACGGCCGACAGGCUGGCCGCCGAUAGCCAAGAGUUCUUCCAGGAGCUGGAUUCGGUGAUGGAGCCGUUGAGUCAGCAGAGCAGCAUGACGGAGCUGGUCCGAUACAUCAGGCAGGGACUGCACUGGCUCCGCUCAGAGGCUCACCUGCUGUGA